ACGAUGACAGUUUUCCUCCGUCAGAUCUGGAAAGAUGAGCGGCUGUCGUAUAACCACACCAACAAGACCCUGGGAUUGGACAGCCGUUUCGUGGAUAAACUGUGGUUACCAGACACAUACAUUGUGAAUGCAAAGUCAGCCUGGUUUCACGAUGUUACAGUGGAAAACAAACUUAUCAGGCUCCAACCAAAUGGAGUCAUAUUGUACAGCAUCAGAAUUACUUCCACAAUUUCUUGUGAUAUGGAUCUCACCAAGUACCCAAUGGAUGAACAGGAAUGCAUGCUGGAUCUGGAAAGUUAUGGCUAUUCAGCAGAUGACAUUGUCUAUAAUUGGUCAGACAAUCAGGAUCAGAUCCAUGGACUGGAUCAAAUUCAGUUGGCUCAAUUUACAAUAACCAACUAUUACUUUGUCACAGAAAUGACAAAUUUCAAAUCAGCAGGUCAGUUUCCAAGGUUAAGUCUUCAUUUCCAGUUACGGAGGAACAGAGGGGUUUAUAUCAUUCAGUCGUACAUGCCUUCUAUCUUGUUGGUGGCAAUGUCCUGGGUAUCAUUUUGGAUCAGUCAGUCAGCAGUCCCUGCACGUGUUUCUUUAGGUAUUACAACAGUGUUGACCAUGACAACAUUGAUGAUCAGUGCAAGAAAAUCUCUCCCCAGAGCAUCAGCCAUUAAAGCGUUGGAUGUCUACUUCUGGAUCUGCUAUAUCUUUGUUUUUGCUGCUCUUGUUGAAUACGCCUUUGCACAUUUCAAUGCAGACUACAUGAGAAAGCAGCGUGCAAAAAUUAAGGCCAAUAAAUCAUGUGUGGAGGCAGUUAAGAGAAACGGAAAGGAUGCAAUAGUUCUGUUCUCCUUGUCAGCGGCUGGGAUGAACCAGGAAUUUCUCAUGUCCAACAGACUGCACCGGGCUCAUACGAUUCUUCAUGGAGACGAAAUUAAAAAUGGAAAGACAAGGGCAAAUAAACACAACUCAAAGUCCAGCAAUAAACUUACUCUGAAGUCCGUAUUCAAACGUAUUGAUUCCGACACCAUUGAUAUUUAUGCAAGAGCUGUCUUUCCAGCUGCUUUUGCGGCCGUCAAUGUCAUUUACUGGGUCGCAUAUACCAUGUAAAGGGUGCAGUCUGGAAACUGGUCCCACCAUCAUAUUGUACAGGAAGGAGCUACAUGUCCAUGAACAUAGAAUACGCAUGAUGCCAAAUGCCUAGAGCCUUUCAUCUGAAUCCUUUGACAUGUCAAGGAAGCACUUGAUAAAUGUGUAUAAAUAGUAAAUAAUGAAAUGUGAUUACUGUGACAUGAUGAGAUUCCUGUCCUCCAUCAUCCCUUGUUUAUCAAUCUUUUACCCUGGUAGCCUUGACGUCUUGAAAAUGAAUCAGCAAAUCACCUAAUUUGAAGAUGCAAUAACCUGUGCUUUGAGAAUGAUAAAGUUCACUUAAUUUAACAGUGUUUGACAGUUUUAUAUAUUUGCUCUAUAACCUGACAAUUAUCUAGCAAGUUAUGAUUUUUUUCUCCAUUUUGAGACAAUCAUGUGUUAUCUUCAAAUGGUCUCUAAUCUGAUGCAAUCUCUGCAGUAUUUUGCAUGUUGGAAUCAUGGCUCUGGCAAAUAAUAUUUUUAGUUAAUUUUUUAUCUCUUUAUUGUUAACAUUUGAAAAUACCAUAGCGAAGAAUUUUGUUCUUCAUGAAGUUAUAAUUUUGAGCACUUCCAAGUUUGAUACAACAUAUAGGAAUAGGAGCAGAAGUAGGCCAUUCAAUCCCUUGAUCUGCUGCCAUUCAAGAUCAUAGCUAAUCAUUUAUCUCAGCACCACAUUCCCAUGUUAUCCCUAUAUCGCUUGAUGUCAUUUGUAAUUAGAAAUUCAUUAAGAUUACGAAGCAAUCUUGAUCAAUUGGGCCAAUGGUCAAGGAGUGGCAGAUGGAGUUUAAUUUGCAUAAAUGUGAGGUGUUGCAUUUAAGAAAGGUGAAC
Molecule: messenger RNA, 1950 nt
Organism: Rhincodon typus (whale shark)
Lineage: Eukaryota; Metazoa; Chordata; Chondrichthyes; Orectolobiformes; Rhincodontidae
Gene: gabrd
Product: gamma-aminobutyric acid type A receptor subunit delta
Exons: 6
Coding region: 4-1104 (366 amino acids)
Biological process (GO): signal transduction; monoatomic ion transmembrane transport; chemical synaptic transmission
Cellular component (GO): neuron projection; GABA-A receptor complex; membrane
Molecular function (GO): neurotransmitter receptor activity; extracellular ligand-gated monoatomic ion channel activity; GABA-A receptor activity
Source: RefSeq, a predicted model, not a curated record